UCAACUCCUCUGCGAGGGAUGCCCCUCCCUCGUCCACCAAGGAAUCUUUGGAUUUUUGCCCCGUCAAUUCCUGUACACCUUGCCACACCUGCCUGGUGUUAUUACUCUGUAGGUGAUCCCCCAGCCGCUGUCUGUACGCCUCUUUGGCCACCCGGAUACCUCUCUUUAAAUCCGCUCUGGCUGAGCUGUACAGCAUCCUAUUUCCACUUCUAAAAGCAGUAUUUCUUGCCUUUAGCAACCCCUGUACCUCCCUUGUCAUCCAGGGCUUCCUGUUUGGGUAGAUCUUUAUCCGUGCCUCUGUGUUACAUUGCCAGUGCAGAACCUGAUGUAAUCCAACACUUCCUCAGUAAGAGUCUCUACGUCCUGUUGGUUAAACACCUCCCAGUCUGUGUCAUGAAAACAGUCCUGUAGCUGUUGAGAUGCUUCAGCCGGCCAUAUUGUAAUACUCCUCUUUGUUGUUGGAAUCCGUUUCCUCAGUGGAAUGUAUACAGGAGUCAGAAGCAGGGACACGUGAUCAGAUUGACCUAGGUGUGCCAGCGGUUCAGCUUUAUAGGCUUGCUUGACAUUUGUGUACAGUCUGUCCAGGGUCCUUUCCCCCCUGGUUGCACACUUUAUAUGUUGAUAAAAUUUAGGUAGGACCACUUUCAAAUCUGCUUGGUCAAAAUCCCCGCUUACAAUAAAUGCAGCCUCAGGAUACUUGCAUUGUUGUCUAUUAACAGCUUCGUGCAGGAGACUCAAUGCCUCAUUGAUGUUCACAUCAGGUGCAAUAUAUACUAUAGUUAUCAGUACUACUGUAAAUUCUCGGGGGAUGUAAAUAGGUCUGCAUUUGAGCGUCAUAAAUUCCACAGUUGGGGAACAAUGACUAGCUAUCAACGUGUGGUUUGUGCACCAGCAGUUGUUUACAUAUGCACACAUUCUUUUACCAGAGUCCUCUGUUCUAUCAUGACGGAACACUGUAUAGCCUGUUAGUUCUAUGGCUGAGUCAGAUAUAAGUGGUGUCAGCCAAGUUUCUGUAAUCAGCAGAAGACAGCAUUCACUCACAGUUCUCUCAGUUGCCACCCACAGCUUCCACUCCUCCAGCUUGUUCACCAAGGAUCUCACAUUCGCAUAAAAAAUGCUGGGAAGUGAAUCAAGCACCAUGCCAGAGAUAGUCCCUAAGAAUAAAGCCCCAGGGGUUGAUUUCUGUGGGGUAAAUGAAUAUUACUACAUUGUCCGCUCAGACCUGGGCUGCUACAUGAGGUCCACCAAUUUCAAAGAGGGCAAGGACCUCAACGUGUUUAGCCUGCACAGAUCUUGCCAGGGAGGAGAUCACUACUUAGCCCAUGAGGAUGACCUAUUCUACAUCAUCAAAGGAGACAACUAUCGCCGUGUCAGCAACAUGAAUGAAGACUCAGGUGCUAUCGUCUACAGCCUCCAUCCCAACUGCCGUGGAGGGGACCAUUACCUCUCAGCCUUUGGAAAUUUCUACAUCAUUUUCCAGAAAAGAGGUGUUUACCGUCGGGUCACUAAUAUGCAUGAAGAUGCAGAUGCAGUCGAAUACACACUUCACCCAGCUUGCAAGGAUGGUCUCUAUUACUGGGGCAUCAAGGAUUACUAUUACUUUGUAAAACCCCAAGAUGAAUGGGGAGUCCAGUAUUAUAGAUGCACCAACUUCCAUGAAAAUGUGGAUCCUGUUACCUACUCCUUCCAUAGUGAUGUUGUGAACAUGCUCCCUGGAGGAAUGGCUGUUACCCAAGGCCCAUGUUAUGGUAGAUGGGAAGCUAUCAAGACCAUCUCCAAUGACUCCAGCACUCCCAUUGUAUGGAAUAAGAAGAUCACUAAGAAAGUGGGAUACAACAAGCAGAAGAUGAGCAGUGUGGAGCACAACUGGAACGUAUCCAUGACUGCCUCAUAUCAGUCAGGCGCUCUCACUGAGGCCAUUGCCAAGUACCAGUUCUCUCUCACUGCUCAGUAUGGUGGGAAGAGUGUCAACACAGAGCAGGAAGACUGGAAUGAAGCCACUGAGAUUGAAGAAUCUCUUAACGUGACCCUGAAGCCCAAGGAGAAGAUGUACAUAUGGCAAUACCAGCUGGGUUUGGGCAAGGAAACGGUCUUGUUCUGCCGCGAUAUGAAAUUUACGGAUAAUUCUACUCCACCUACAGAUAUUCCUUUGCCACCUUCUAAUAAGUGAAAAGAAAAGUGUUAGGCCAAAAGGCACCUUCAAAGGCUUCCUAUUAUAAAAUUUGAUUGAUUUCUAUGGGCUUAUACUUAAACAAUAUAGAGCUCUCACAAGCUUAGGGGGAGUUACCUGAGUAGUAUAUAGAGAUGCAUAAACUAAAUGUUGUGUAGUGGGUCUUCAAUUAUUUCAGCUCAGUGCAAAUAAGAAACAGGAGGCGAGGAUCUGGUACAACAUCUCUUUACUUCAAAGAACAAGUAAGAGCCAGAACGCAGGGAAUGGGGAAAACUGGGGCUUAUAUAGUAACAGAGAACUAGCAGGGAAAAGAUACAUUUUGACGGGAACCAAUGGCAAGGAUUCCCUCCAGCGUAAACCAAUCCAGCAGCAGAUCCAAGUCCUGCACUCUGAACCAGCAAAUGAUAUACGUUUUCGCUGGAACUUAUACAUUCAAAUAAACUGUAAUACAAUACAAUAAACUCUAUAUUCCAAUACAUACUUGGCUGUGCUAUUACUUUAAUACACAACACACACACCCAUACUUAGUGAGAACUACACACAAAGUCUUUCAGGGACUGUGGCUUCCUGCGACUUCUACUAGAUCAUCUCACUUCAGGUGUUGUGACACUAGGGGUUUGAGGCUGAGGGGUCUCCUUGGGAGUAUCUGCUACAGCUGUCCCUCCUAAAGCCCCCCCCCAACUCAUUAUCUUCUGCCA
This is a messenger RNA of Zootoca vivipara (common lizard), 2868 nucleotides long. RefSeq lists its product as uncharacterized. Lineage: Eukaryota; Metazoa; Chordata; Lepidosauria; Squamata; Lacertidae. The record is from RefSeq and is a predicted model, not a curated record.